AGGAAAAUGCAGUCUUAUGCUAGAUAUUUAUUAUUCGCUAUGAUCUCACUAUCUUUAUUAGCGCAGACUUUCGCAGACGAGGAAGAAAUUGAUCGAUUACUCGGAGCUCGAGUGGAGCGAAAUUGCUUCUUCUCACCUAUGGGUUGUAUGUUUUUGCCGGGCAAGAAGCUUAUGUCGCGAGUACGACGACUUCCAAGACGUGAACGAUCGAAGGAUGAAUCAUGGCUUUGGUUCUUCUGAGAAAGUGGCUGAAAAACCAUUUCGUCAAUUCAUCAUCACCUCAGUGUGCUUUCGAAGCUUGAAAAAAGUGCGCGUCGGCACUCAGUCGUCGUUCAUUGGUUUAUUGCCUAAGGCCAUAGCGUAUUAAUGUUUGUUAUGGUCGUGUUUAUAUAUGUAAGUGCACUGUUGUCGAUCUCUUAGGUAACCUGGGUAGAAUAUAUUGAAGCGGUCAUUGAUCUAUUCAAGUUAUUUUUAUGUCAUUGUUUUAGUUACA
This is a messenger RNA of Cylicocyclus nassatus, 493 nucleotides long. The record is from the annotation of a GenBank genome assembly. NCBI's taxonomy places the organism in Eukaryota, Metazoa, Nematoda, Chromadorea, Rhabditida, Strongylidae.